AUGACUUCGACCAAGCCCAUCUUUGUGGCUACACACCCGCGAGCAUGCUCGACGGCCUUUGAGCGCGUCUUCAUGACGCAGCGUGACACGAUUCAGUGUGUUCACGAACCCUUCGGCGAUGCGUUCUACUACGGCCCGGAACGCCUAUCCAGCCGAUUCGCAGGCGAUGAACAAGCCCGCCUCAACAGUGGAUUCGCCAACUCUACAUAUAGUACCGUGAUGGAUAGACUUGACCGGGAAGCUUCACAGGACAAGAGAGUCUUCAUCAAGGACAUCGACCACUAUCUGCUUCCCCCAAGCGGAAAGCCGGCCAGUCCUGCCCCGUCUCUGCUGCACGUUAAGCGCGGCGUCGGGACCAACGGUGACCAUUCCAACGGUGUGAACGGCGUGGGUAGUACCAACGGCCAUGUCAACGGCCACGCCAACGGUCACACCAACGGGGUCAACGGAACCUCGAACGGGGUUGAUGGUAGCCACACCAACGGUGUCAACGGCCACACCAAUGGUCACACCAACGGCCACACCAACGGCGUCAAUGGCGAAACCAACGGCGUUGAGAAGGAGCCAUACCCGUAUAACACCACCCCAGAGGCCGGUAACCCAACAGUGAUGCCCCGAGAAAUCCAGGAGCAGUUCCACUGGGCCUUCCUGAUCCGUGACCCGCACUACAGCGUGCCGUCGUACCUGCGGUGCACGAUUCCACCCCUGGACGACGUGACCGGGUUCCACAACUACGACCCUCGCGAGGCCGGGUAUGACGAGCUGCGUCGACACUUCGAUUACCUCCGCGAGACUGGGCUCGUUGGGCCCCACGUAGCCACUCGUCCAGAGCUGUCAGAGUCGGAUGCCGAGUCGAAGGGUGUUGAAAUCUGCGUCAUUGAUGCGGAUGACAUGCUUGACGAGCCGGCUAAGACCAUGGAGGCCUUCUGUAACAGCGUUGGUUUGCCGUAUAACCCUGAGAUGCUGCUCUGGGAUACCGAGGAGGAUCACGCCGUUGCUAGAAAUGCGUUUGAGAAAUGGCGUGGCUUCCAUAAUGAUGCUAUUGAAUCCAAGGCUUUGGAGCAGCGCACUCAUAAACGCCCAACCAAGACUGAGGAGCAGUUUGAUGCCGAGUGGACGAAGAAGUAUGGUGAGGAGCACGCUGCUCUCAUCCGCAAGACUGUUGAUGAGAACAUGGCGGAUUACCUGCACCUCAAGUCUUUCGCUGUGAAGGUUUAG
This is a messenger RNA of Penicillium olsonii, 1218 nucleotides long. The record is from the annotation of a GenBank genome assembly. NCBI's taxonomy places the organism in Eukaryota, Fungi, Ascomycota, Eurotiomycetes, Eurotiales, Aspergillaceae.